AUGUCGGACCAUCGUAUCGAAGACCUUCCACUUUCUUCUUCAUCCAGAAAAAUGCCUUCUUCACGACCUCAACACCAGGAAAAGCCGGCUCAACAAGAAGGAAGACUGGCCCUCCUCCCCGUUGAAGUUCUGCUCAACAUUACAGGUGAGCCUGGGAAGGAUGAGCAGACUCUAUCGCAUAAAGACUUCAAGAGCCUCGCAUUAAGCUCUGGGGUAUUCUUUCGCGAGCUACGCCAAGCAUAUUAUUAUGCCGACAACUUUGCUGCUUUUCACUCAGCCCUCAGGCCUAUCGACGAUGUACUUGAAUGCAUUGCCAUUGGCUCUGUGUCUAUUUACAGGUGUAUCGAAACUAUCAGAUGGCUACUGAGUAAAGGAUACGAGGCAAAUGAGCAGAAGGAGCAAGUUUGGUAUAAGAACAACCAACACUGUGAUCACAUGCCUGAGCUUGUAAUUGAUCUUUUGGGCAAGACUUCUGACAAGGCUCGUGUAGAGGGGAUCUCUCUCAGAUCUUACUGUCUGAUAUCCUUCCUCGAGCUGCUUCUACAGGAGUAUCGACAUCGUGGGGCAAACGCAACAGCCGUAUAUUAUGUCUGCCCUCCUGGAUUGAGAACCUGGGUGGGCAUCUGGCACUACGGCCUGCCUUACUGGCGUCAGAGCACAAAUUUUGGCAAUGCUGCGGACAUAUUUGACAAAAAGAUUCAUCUCCUCAUUGACUACCACUUCGUUGAGUUGCAGGAGAUACAAGUCUUGCGACGACUUGUCAAAUUUCUCCGAGAAACCCCCCUGGAUUUCGACCUCAUCGAUGAAGUUCACGAUGGAAAGGAAUACUGGGAGAAGCUAUGCGCCACCCUGGGUCCUCUUAUGAAAAAUGAAGACCUUGUAAGAAAUGACUUGCGACUCGGCUGGGAUGUUCUCCCUACACCCAGGAGACUCCACCGCUUCAUCAUCGAGGCUGACUGGAACCCAUGGACAGUGUGGCACGACUACAAGAUGCAAAAUCCCAAGCACAGGGCCAAUCUCUCUCAUCCUUGGAUGAAGUUUUAUAGGUGGAGAUUAAUUCAGAGGAGAAAUGGAAUGUGGUAUGAUCCCGAGUGGCAUAUCCAAGCUGAGUUGGAAAAAGACACUGAUGCUGAGUCUGGGUUUAAACGCCCCAAACACUCGCUGCCACACUGGAACGCGGUGGACUACGAUGAGUUUGUGGCUACUGUUGAAAGACUGUGGUUAGAAGAGAACAGCCCAAACAAUGAGCAAGAACUCUAA
This is a messenger RNA of Fusarium fujikuroi IMI 58289, 1260 nucleotides long. RefSeq lists its product as uncharacterized. Lineage: Eukaryota; Fungi; Ascomycota; Sordariomycetes; Hypocreales; Nectriaceae. Bases 1 to 1260 code for a protein of 419 amino acids. The transcript is spliced from 4 exons. The record is from RefSeq and is a predicted model, not a curated record.